Zingiber officinale is the source of this 1104-nucleotide messenger RNA. RefSeq names its product proline-rich protein 12-like. The transcript has 2 exons. The record is from RefSeq and is a predicted model, not a curated record. NCBI's taxonomy places the organism in Eukaryota, Viridiplantae, Streptophyta, Magnoliopsida, Zingiberales, Zingiberaceae. Bases 1 to 1104 code for a protein of 367 amino acids.
AUGAGGAGAUCUACACGUGCAUUUGCAUUGAGACGUGGUGUUAGACGACCACGUAAGAGGACUUUGGAAUCUCUGGCAACGGACUUGCUAGAGAUCCCUAUUGGGGUUGAGCCUGUCGGUCAGGGACCGACUCAAGAUACUGCAGGUGCGUCGGGCUCCCAGACCCCGAUAGCUCCUUUAGAGGUACCUACCUCGGUUGCACCCAUUAUACCCACCCCUAUAGUAUUUACGGUACGACCAGCGGUACCAUCGGCAUACCUGGUACCACCACCACCAGUGCCUACGGCGUACCAAGCACCACCACCACCGGUGCCUACUGCACACCCAGCACCCGCACCAGCAGCAGCAGUUGCUCCACCUCCGGUACCACCACCCACUGUACCUCCAGUCGCGCCCACCUAUACUGACCCUGCAGUGCCACCAGUGGCACCUGCCCUAGCCUAUGCAACAACACCGGGGAUAUCUCCCCCAACCUAUCCAGCGGUACCACCUGUAGUACCACCUGUAGGACCAGCUCCAGUGGUUCCACCAGUUCAUACAGCCGUCCCUACUCAGCUCAUUGAUAUAGUUGCGGCACGAGCUCGGAUCCUAGCUUUGGCGAAGUCGAUGAAAUGUCGAUUCACAGUGUUCUGCGGAGAGACCAAUUCGAGUGUGGCCCAGUCCUGGAUAGAGACUUUGGAGCAGACCUUCUUCUACAUGACUUGCUCUGAAUGGGAGAAAGCAGAGCUGGUUGUUUUCCAUCUACGAGACGAGGCUGAUAUAUGGUGGGAUACGCAACGUUCCAUUAUAGAAUUAGUUGCUGAGGACAGAUCCCGCAUGCUACAGUUUAUCCAAGGUCUGGAUGGACAUCUGCAAGUACAGCUUGCCAGUUUUGGAAGUUCAUCCUAUUUAGAGACGUUAGACAGAACCCUCAUGAUUGAAUCAGCUCAGCAUAGAGCAUUUCUGGACAGGAAAAGGAAGCAGAUGGGUCCGACAUCAGGACAGAUCCAGCAGCCACAGGCUACCAGAAAACAACAGAGUGGUCACAGUCGGCCAGGUCAGGGUAGUUCUGGGGCUUCGGGGCAGCCUCAGAAGUCAGGGCGAUCUUCAUCAGGACAUUCCUGA